Messenger RNA from Wallemia mellicola CBS 633.66, 1130 nucleotides. RefSeq lists its product as hypothetical. Gene Ontology annotation, cellular component: endoplasmic reticulum; Golgi apparatus. Bases 156 to 1031 code for a protein of 291 amino acids. The record is from RefSeq and is a predicted model, not a curated record. Gene Ontology annotation, molecular function: protein-cysteine S-palmitoyltransferase activity. The transcript has 6 exons. Gene Ontology annotation, biological process: protein targeting to membrane; peptidyl-L-cysteine S-palmitoylation. NCBI's taxonomy places the organism in Eukaryota, Fungi, Basidiomycota, Wallemiomycetes, Wallemiales, Wallemiaceae.
GAUUCAAUAACAUACUUGGUAAAUGCUCGGUCAUCCUUUUGUCUCUCUUAGCUGCAAAGGGUUAUCACAUAUGUAUAUUCGAAAUAACUCCAAUAUUACAAUCACCGUAUAACUUGAUUUAUGCUGGUACUUUCAAUGUCUUAUUCGGAACUCUAAUGCAAUCCUACUAUAAGACGGUAUUCACGAACAAAGACCAUUCAGCACCACCACCUGAGGAAAUACUAUUCAAUGGGAAGUACAGAGCUUGUCAAUCUGAUGGAACAAUACGCCGCUGCUAUCGGGACAACUGCAAUGGUAAACUCAAACAGCCUAGAUCACGUCACUGCGGCGAUUGCCAAGUUGACAGAAUUGAUUUCGACCAUCACUGUCCCUGGUUUGAUAGCUGUGUAUCAAGCAGCACGAUACUAUCUUUCCUUAGAGCAUGUAUAUUCAUGCCACUCACCACUUUAUGCGGAUCAAUACCAAUUCUUCGACAAUUAAUUGCGAAUUUCAAACAUGUAAGAUUAUUCUCCAGAUCUGACGAAUGGAUAGGAAAUGUAUUCUGGGAUAGAUGGUAUUCCUACCCUCCUGGUCCAAUAGGUUCGCGUUUUAUACGUUACGUGCUAGGUUAUUGGAAGUAUGGUAGCUCAGGAUCGAAUAGACGUAUAUUAGAUGUGAGAUUCGAUGUCACACUUGUCGCAUUCCUCGCUGUUAUUGUUAGUAUAGUCGCAAUCGCUUUAUUCAGGACGGUUUUGAAGGGUGUUUUAUCCGCUCAUUCAAGUAUUGACAUAGAAAGGCAGAAAUCGCAUAAGAAGAUUUCCGAGAAACUCAAAAAGGAUCCAGAAAAUUCGUCACUCUUGCGAUCCCUUAAGACACUCGAACCAAAUGAGUAUUUCAAAGUAGAAGACAGAGUGUUUAAAGUUGACCUCAAGGUUUAUGAUCUUGGCUGGUAUAGGAAUUACAGGAGAGCUUUCUAUGGAGAAUACAGAAGCACGCUUAAUGAAGAUGUAAUAGCGGAUGCUUUAUCAAAGAGUGAUAAUAAAUUAGAAUAGAAAUGUAUUAUCACAUUAGCAAUAUGUAUUCUUAUCUAUAAGUACCACCUAUUAAGAUCUUUCAUGUCAGAUUGUAUUUUAAACUACUGCAAUAACAAC